CAGGGGUGAAAUCCAUUGGUGUGUGUUAUGGAAUGAAUGGAAACAAUCUGCCCCAACCAAGUGCUGUGGUGAACCUCUAUAAAUCUAAAAAUAUCAACGCAAUGAGGCUUUAUGAUCCAAACCAAGCUGCUCUCCAGGCCCUCAAGGGUUCCAACAUCCAACUCAUCUUGGAUGUCCCAAAUACUCGUCUCCAAUCAUUGGCUUCUAGCCCUUCAGCAGCUAACAAUUGGGUCCAGCAAAAUGUGAAGGCCUAUUCUUCUGGUGUUUCAUUUAAAUACAUCGCAGUUGGAAAUGAAGUGAUUCCUGGAGCUGAAGCCCAAUAUGUGCUCCCUGCCAUGAGAAACAUCUAUUCAGCUCUUUCCUCCGCUGGCCUACAAAACCAAAUAAAAGUCUCAACUGCAGUCGCCACUUCAGUCCUUGGGAAAUCAUUUCCUCCCUCACAAGGGGCAUUCUCUUCUGCUGCAAUGACAUAUUUGAGUCCAAUAGUUCAAUUUUUGGCUAGUAAUGGAGCACCACUCCUGGUAAAUGUAUACCCCUACUUCAGUUAUGUGAAUAACCCGAACCAAAUCAACAUUGAAUAUGCCUUGUUUACUUCCCCGGGGACUGUAGUGACAGAUGGACAAUAUAAAUAUCAGAACCUCUUUGAUGCUAUAGUUGAUGCAAUUUAUGCGGCAUUGGAGAAGGUCGGAGGGUCUAAUGUGGCGAUAGUGGUGUCAGAGAGCGGUUGGCCAUCAGCUGGUGGUACUGCAGCAACCAUCAACAAUGCAAAGACAUAUAAUCAGAAUUUGAUCAAUCAUGUUGGUCAAGGGACUCCAAGGAGAUCUGGAAAGGCUAUAGAGGCUUACAUAUUCGAGAUGUUCAAUGAGAAUCUGAAAUCAUCGGGAAUUGAACAAAACUUUGGACUGUUUUACCCAAAUAUGCAACCAGUCUACCCAAUCAACUUUACUUGAAAUGCCAGAGGCCAUAUAUAAAUAGUAAUGCCUAGAAUAAACCAUUGGAAGCAAUGGAGUGUGGUUUUUCAUGACCAUUGGUAGUAUCCAUGUUGUAAUAAAGUUCAUCUUACCUGGAAGGUUUCAUAUGAAUAAAUUUUAUCCUCAUAUGAGUUUAUCUGAAA
This is a messenger RNA of Elaeis guineensis (African oil palm), 1114 nucleotides long. The record is from RefSeq and is a predicted model, not a curated record. NCBI's taxonomy places the organism in Eukaryota, Viridiplantae, Streptophyta, Magnoliopsida, Arecales, Arecaceae.